This is a messenger RNA of Oncorhynchus mykiss (rainbow trout), 2035 nucleotides long. It is a transcript of the gene pgbd5, whose product is annotated as piggyBac transposable element derived 5. Gene Ontology annotation, biological process: non-replicative DNA transposition. The record is from RefSeq and is a predicted model, not a curated record. Gene Ontology annotation, cellular component: nucleus. Gene Ontology annotation, molecular function: transposase activity. Lineage: Eukaryota; Metazoa; Chordata; Actinopteri; Salmoniformes; Salmonidae.
ACGAGCCCAUUUUACGAGCCACCAACGAAAUAGCUGGCCCAACCCGGAUACGCAGAGGUGUGAUCAAUAUUGAUGAUUUCGGUCUCUGUGCAUAGCGCCUAGAGGUAUUUAAGUAUCCUUGAUGAGGACAGCUCCUCUCCGGAACAUGCUUUGAAGAAAGGGGAGAAUAGAAGUUAUCACAUCACAAGUCUGCAGUAGGCCUAGCAUAAUUCUAAAAACGUACAGUGGGAGUGGACGUAGGUAGGUGUGUGUGGUACGAGUUUUCCCAGUCGUGGAUAGUUGUAUGCCGAAUAGUGUGCCGUGUUGUAAGCUACAAAAAGCAUCGACGAGAGAUGGCGGAAUGUGGGAGGAAGGCGCUGUCUGUCCUGGAGGCGGCUCGCUCACGCUACGAGAGCUUGCAGAUCUCAGAUGAUGUUUUUGGGGAAUCGGGAGAUGACAGCAGCGACAAUCCUUUUUACAGCACUUCGGGUGACUCGAAUUCGGAUAACUGCUGCAUGGAGGCCGGCGACGAUCAAAGGUCAGGUGAGACUGUGAGUUGUCAAAGCGGAGGUCCACCCGGCUCCGUCUCAAUAACUCAAGCAGAAGAGGAUGGAUGGAGCGACACCCUGCAAGAUAUCACGGUGGCCCCAUACAACGAGACAUAUGGCCCUACCCAGAGAAUGCCAGCUACAGCCACUUGCAUGGACUUCUUCCAGCUCUUUGUGCCCGACAACGCCAUCCAGAACAUGGUGACGCAGACCAACAUGUACGCCAAGAAGUACCAGGAGCGCUUCGGCAGCGACGAGGGCUGGCGGAAUGUGACGGCGGCCGAGAUGAAGGCCUUCCUAGGCUUGGUGACUUCCACCAGCGUUCACCGCUGUGAGUCAGUGCUCAGUAUCUGGAGCAGUGGCUUCUUCAGCAACCGCAGCAUUGCCCUCAAGAUGAGCCAGGCGCGCUUCGAGAAGAUCCUCAAGUACUUCCACAUUGUGGCCUUCCGCUCCAGCCACGGCAGCCAUGGCCUCUACAAGAUCCAGCCCUUCCUGGACUCACUGCAGCAGUCGUUCGGCUGCAGCACCUUCCGCCCCUCACAGACUCAGGUGCUCCAUGAGCCCCUUAUUGAUGAGGACCCAGUGUUCAUCACCACCUGUACAGAGAGAGAGCUGAGGAAGAGGAAGAAGAGGAAGUUCAGUCUGUGGGUCCGCCAGUGCACAUCCACUGGUUUCAUCUGUCAGAUCUAUGUGCAUCUGAAGGAGGGCCAGGGUCCUGAUGGGUUGGCCACCCUGAAGAACAAGCCUCAGCUCCACAGUAUGGUGGCCAAACAGCUGUGUCAGAACCUCUCAGGCCGCAACAGCAUCAUCUUCACCGGGCCCAGCAUCACCAGCCUCAACCUGUACCAGGAGUUUGAGAAACAGGAGAUCUACUGCUGUGGGCUGCUAAGCACCAGGAAGAGUGACUGCACCGGCCUGCCCCAGUGCAUGCUGGUGAACCCUGAGAGCCCACAGCAGAGAGGCCAGUCCCGCAGCAUGAUGAGAGGCAACACCUCCCUCAUCAGCUGGUACAACAAGGGACACUUCCGCUUCCUUACCAACGCCUACUCACCCACCAAGGAAGGGGUGAUCAUCAAGAGGAAAAGUGGUGAGAUUCCCUGUCCGCUGGCUGUGGAGGCCUUCGCUGCACACCUCAGCUACAUCUGCAAGUAUGACGACAAGUACAGCAAGUAUUUUAUCUUCCACAAGCCCAACAAGACGUGGCAGCAGGUGUUCUGGCUGACCAUCAGCAUGGCCAUAAACAACGCCUAUAUUCUGUACAAGAUGUCCGAUGCCUACCACAUCAAGCGCUACAGCCGAGCUCAGUUUGGUGAGAGACUGGUGAGGGAGCUGCUGGAUUUAGAUGACUGCUCCCCCACCCAGUGAGGAGACCACGUAAUCUUUAUCAUAUACACCCACAUACUGUACCCACACACACUGUCACGUCACACACGUACCCACACACACUGUCAUGUCACACACGUACCCACACACACUGUCAUGUCACACACGUACCCACACACACGUAC